Gamsiella multidivaricata is the source of this 1362-nucleotide messenger RNA. Its product is annotated as ankyrin repeat-containing domain protein. The coding region runs from base 1 to 1362 and encodes 453 amino acids. Gene Ontology annotation, molecular function: protein binding. The transcript has 2 exons. The record is from RefSeq and is a predicted model, not a curated record. NCBI's taxonomy places the organism in Eukaryota, Fungi, Mortierellomycota, Mortierellomycetes, Mortierellales, Mortierellaceae.
AUGACCUCACCAAUUGCCUCGGUCCGCUCUCUGCGGACACAUGGCGCUGUAGGCGCUGGUGCAGGACCAGCCUCAGCUGGGGGUCACGCACACCCCGUUUCGCCAAAACAGCCAGUUUCACCACUGCAAAUCAACUCUGUCAAGCCUUUCCAACGUCCUCCAUAUACAAACCAGGACGCGUUGCGGCAUAGCCCAAAGCCCGUCAAUGUUUCAGCAGCACUGCCCGAGAUGACCGCUUUCGAAGACAGUAUCCCGGAGAAGGGGGCGCCAGAUUCGCCUAUACUACCAACAAAGAUGCCUAUGCCAUCCAUGAACUCUCCUCUUUAUCCGCCCCUACAGCAGCAUCACAUCGGCUUUCCGCCUCCACAUUCGUAUUUAAAUCCCGGACCAGCGCCCUACAAGAUAUACCAGCCACACAACAUGGACAACAACGUUAUUGUUCGCCAGGUUCAACUGGAAUCAGCAGUGCCAGGGAUGCCCUACGGCACACUAAUCCACCCACCGCGCGAAUACUUGCCUGUUAUUCCGGCGGUCCAACCAAAAGGUUGCAAUAACGUGUAUGAUACUCCCAAGAAUAGCAACAGUAAUAGCAACGGUAACAGUAACAACUGGAUUCCACGGGACGGCAAAACCAAAAUCAAGGAUUUCUUUAUGGCAUGUCGAAACGGCAGUAUCGAGGCUGUCAAAUGGCAUCUUAACCAUGGAGCUAACGUCAUGGAGCCGUACGAUAACAUGUCAGGCAGAACACCCUUGCACGCGGCGGCAAUGAGCGAUAGCUACGAGGUCAUGAGAUUGCUGUGCGAAGCUGCUGGUCCAAGGCUGAACUUGAACGAGCUGGAUGACAGCUCCCAAACCCCUCUUCAUCUGCUGACACUCUUCGGCCGGAACUCGCACGAGUCCUUAGUGUACAUGCUGAAGAAGGGUGCCAACCCCAACGCUCAGGAUAGCGAACGCCGUACGCCUCUGAUGACAUCGUUCAUUCUUAACGAUAAUGCCCUUGUUGUUGAGACCCUUUUGGACUACGGAGCUGACCCCAACAUCCGAUGUCAGGAGAACAACGCUUUGGCAGAAGCAGCUAUCCGACUCAGAUUCCAGUGUGUAAAGGUCUUACUGGAAACGGACUUGAGCAUGUCAGAGCAAUCGUCCCUCGAACAUGCGAUGGACGUAUGUUACCGUGUGACAGAGAGCGUGAACAGGAACCAGGUGUUGAGUUUGCUUGUUAGAUGGAAGAACUCUGAGGGCAUGCAGAAGCGACAGACCCUGGCCAGGAUGAUCCUGAAAGGGACACUCCCGUUCGGGGAGAAGCGCAUUGACCAACAAAGGAUCGCCAGACAAGUGCUUGCAUUCGCAAACCAUCAAUAA